AUGGCAUGGGCUGAGAAAAAGAAGCUAGCCCACAAUGGAACUUCAGAGAAGGAGAGAUGUCUUACUGAAAUUAUACAAAUUAAACCACAGUUGGAAUGCUGUGGACAGUUUUUGACCCCUUAUCUGAGGAAAGAUGUAUCAGCACUAGAGGCAGCUCAGAAAAGGUUCAGUCUACUGGUACCAGGUAUAGAGGAACCAUCUUUUGAGGAGACAGUGACAAAAUUGAACCUGUAUUUAUUUGAUUAUAGAAGAAUGAGAGAUUACCAUGUUGAAGCAUUGGGUGAAGGUAAUUUGAGGAAUUGCACAACUGGGGUCGCAGGAGAACUCUCUCGUUAUAAAAUAGAAUUUUCUUGCUUUGGAGACUACACCAGAAUCACUUCUCGUUCAUCACUGGCAUACGGAAGAGCCCCGGUCCAACAGUCAAACUCCAAGGAAUUUCCAAGGAACAACGUUAAAGCAACUUCUCUAUUAGUAAAACAAGAUGCUGCAAUCGGAAAUCAUAUUGAAGAUAAAACACGUUUACUACCCUUUUCUCACAGCCGUUGGUAUUCCAGAUUGUGUAGUGAUGGGAGCAUCUGCUGCUGUGAUCUGCACCGUAAUCAUUCCAGCGCAUUUGGAGUAUUAGUUAACUUUCUGACAAUUAUGGUCCUGUCGGGGGGAAAAUGCGGCCUUUUCGAAAUGUGUCUCUUGCUAUCUGGUGGGCAUGGCGGUGGCAGAUCUACUGGUCAUUAUCAUUGAUGUGAUGUUAAAUAAGAUUAUGGCGUCUAAUUUUCCACU
Molecule: messenger RNA, 777 nt
Organism: Stegostoma tigrinum
Lineage: Eukaryota; Metazoa; Chordata; Chondrichthyes; Orectolobiformes; Stegostomatidae
Exons: 5
Coding region: 1-738 (245 amino acids)
Source: RefSeq, a predicted model, not a curated record